UGUCCAUAAACAUGUUUGCCAUGCGCCAUUGAAACUCAGGUCCGUUACGUCAUAUCCCAGCGACGGUCGCGUCUUCACCCUGCACCAUGGCCGAAUCCGAAUCUAAGAAGGUGAUUAAGUUGGUUCCUGAGUAUCUCCUGAAGAAGAGGAAAGCGUACCAGGCCAUCAAAGCCACACAAGCCAAGCUCGCCCUGCUCGAGAAGAGAAAGGUUUCAAAAGGCAAAGGCUUGAAGUUCAAACGUUUGGAAGACUUCCUGAAAGACAGCCACAAGAGGAAUCGGGAUGAAACUCGCAUCCGCAGAUUGAAAGUCAGGCCGCCUGCCCCUCUGCCUCCAGCGAAGAACCAGCUUGCCUUCGCUGUCCGCAUCAGAGAGAUCAAAGGUGUCAGUCCCAAAGUGAUGAAGGUGGUCCACAUGUUCAGGCUGAGGAAGAUCUUCAGUGGGGCCUUCGUCAAAAUCAACAAGACCUCCAUGGCCAUGAUGAGGUUGGUGGAGCCCUACGUUGCCUGGGGAUUUCCCAACUUGAAAUCUGUUCGUGAGCUCAUCCUGAAGAGAGGACAGACCAGGAUAGGCAGGAAGAGAGUUCCUCUCACAGACAACACCUUCAUUGAGCAGCACAUGGGGAAACAUGGCAUCAUCUGUUUGGAGGACCUGAUUCAUGAUAUCUACUCUGUUGGUAAGAGCUUCCGGGCCAGCAACAACUUCCUGUUGCCUUUCAAGCUGUCGGUGGCUCGUCACGCUGCCAGGGACAAGGCCAGGCUCCUGAAGGACCUGGGAAACCCUGGAUUUCGUGGUACAGACAUUAACAGUAUCAUCAGGCAACUGAACUGAGAAACGCCCCUAAGAUGCAAACCCAGCUGCAAGGAAGCUGGACUUCGAGAGGAGCAAAUGCCAUUGAUGACAAAAUAUUUUUUUUUUUUCUCUUUGGCUGAACCCCUCUGGUUACAUUCUCUGGACAUGGGGUGAUGUGAGAAAAGUGGAUUAUUUUAUCAUAUCCAUGUUGAUGUUGUUCAGCACUAUGUUCACAUAGUGCCCCUGACAGUGGUCUCAAGGCUCCUUGGUGAAAAUCUAACAAUAUUGUAUAUUAAAAUAUUAGUACACCAUAUUCUUCAUGUCAGAGGGAUGGAUUAGUACUUGCUACAAGUACAGGAACUGAACCGUACGAGUUGUCCUACUUACAGGAGCCACCAGCCGAACUACAACCGAUCAAUUUACUGCGUGAAAUUGAUUUCAGUGUGAAACGGUGUAAAUGUCUGUUAAACAUCGAUCAUUGAUCCAUAAACUGGUGAUUUACUGUUGAUUCACUUGUUUUUACAAUAAAAAAUCCAAACUGAUUCAAUA
This is a messenger RNA of Hippoglossus stenolepis (Pacific halibut), 1340 nucleotides long. It is a transcript of the gene rpl7l1, whose product is annotated as ribosomal protein L7-like 1. Gene Ontology annotation, biological process: maturation of LSU-rRNA from tricistronic rRNA transcript (SSU-rRNA, 5.8S rRNA, LSU-rRNA). The record is from RefSeq and is a predicted model, not a curated record. Gene Ontology annotation, molecular function: RNA binding; structural constituent of ribosome. Gene Ontology annotation, cellular component: cytosolic large ribosomal subunit. The transcript has 6 exons. Lineage: Eukaryota; Metazoa; Chordata; Actinopteri; Pleuronectiformes; Pleuronectidae. The coding region runs from base 87 to 830 and encodes 247 amino acids.